GCAUUUUAAGCACUUUCGGCGUUCCGUUUGGAGCGUGAUUGUUUCGUUCGUCAUAUAAGCUAAGUUGUGCUAAUAAAACGUUCUUUUUGGAGCAAUUUGAUAGAUCAGUUAAAGUAUCGAAUUGCUGAAUAAAAGCGAUGUAAGUAUUAUUGUAUUUCUCGCCGUCUCUCAGGUAUAACGGCGAUGCGUCAUUGUUAGUUUCAUUGACCUACUUCUGUUUCAGCCGCAUGGCUACCAGGGUUUAUAUUGGGAGACUGCCUUAUGGCGUACGCGAAAGGGAUGUCGAAAAAUUCUUUAAAGGUUACGGCAAACUUCGAGAAGUUUUACUCAAAAGCGAUUUCGGCUUUGUGGAAUUUGAAGAUCAUCGAGAUGCAGAUGAUGCUGUUUACGAACUUAAUGGAAAAGAAUUACUUGGAGAAAGAAUUGUAGUAGAGUUUGCUAGAAGAUCACCACGUGGGCCUCCUGACUGGAGAGAUGAACGCUACCGUCCACCACCAAGAAGACCCCCGCCAUCGUCAAGAGACCGUUAUGGUCCACCUACCCGAACAGAGUAUCGUCUGAUAGUGGAAAAUCUGUCGUCUAGAUGCAGCUGGCAGGACUUGAAAGACUACAUGAGACAAGCCGGGGAAAUAACAUAUGCCGAUGCCCAUAAGACACGUAGAAAUGAAGGAGUCGUUGAAUUCGCAAGCUACAGAGACCUAAAAACAGCCAUUGAAAAGCUUGAUGGUACCGAAGUCAAUGGGCGACGUAUUCGUCUGAUUGAAGAUAGGGGAAGAUACAGAGACAGAAGAAAAGUAGAAGCAGAAGCAGAAGCUCAAGAAGUAGAAGAAGCAGAAGUCGUAGAAGCAGAAGCACCAGAAGUCGGAGUCGUAGAAGCAGGAGCACAAGAAGUAGAAGUAGAAGUAGGAGCAGAAGUCGUAGGAGUAGAAGCACUAGAAGUAGAAGUAGAAGUAGGAGCAGAAGUCCAAGGAGUAAAUCAAGAUCAAGAAGUAGGAGCCACAGUAAAAAUCGAAGAAAUGGCAGCAGGGAUCACUCUCGAUCGCGCUCGAGAUCACCUUCUCGUUCACGUUCGAAAAGCCCCAUGA
Dimorphilus gyrociliatus is the source of this 1085-nucleotide messenger RNA. Lineage: Eukaryota; Metazoa; Annelida; Polychaeta; Dinophilidae. The record is from the annotation of a GenBank genome assembly.